Messenger RNA from Hirsutella rhossiliensis, 783 nucleotides. Its product is annotated as enoyl-(Acyl carrier protein) reductase domain-containing protein. The coding region runs from base 1 to 783 and encodes 260 amino acids. The record is from RefSeq and is a predicted model, not a curated record. NCBI's taxonomy places the organism in Eukaryota, Fungi, Ascomycota, Sordariomycetes, Hypocreales, Ophiocordycipitaceae. The transcript is spliced from 2 exons.
AUGACUCUCAAACCCAGCUCGCAGCAUGGGCCGCUCGUGGACAAAGUCUUUGCCAUCACGGGCGGAGCGAGCGGCAUCGGCCUAGCGACGGCAAAGAUCCUCUCGGAUAGGGGGGCAACCGUCUGCAUCGCCGACGUGGACCGCGAUGGCUUGCGGGCGGCUGAAGCCCACUUUGGCUCGCUCGGUGCCCCCUUUACGGCCACCGAGGUCGAUGUCUCGAAGCGCAGCCAGGUCGACGCCUGGAUCGACUCGAUUAUCGCGACGUAUAGUCGCCUGGACGGUGCGGCCAACAUUGCCGGCAUCAUCGGGACGGCACACGGCGUUGCGGCCGUCUCGGAGCUCGACGACGGCGAGUGGGACCGCAUCAUCGGCGUCAAUCUCACGGGCACAAUGUAUUGCCUGAGGGCAGAGCUGCGCAACAUUGUCGACGGCGGCUCCAUUGUCAACGUCUCGUCGGUCCACGGCCUCAAGGGUUUCGCGAGACACGCCGCCUACGACGCGAGCAAGCACGCCGUCAUCGGGCUCACCAAGGCGGCCGCGCUGGAGAACGGCGAGCGCGAGGUGCGCGUCAACAGCGUCGCCCCGGGCGCCAUCUACACGCCGCUGAUGCUCAAGCACUGGCACCUGAGCGGGCGGCCCGACGACGCGCCCUUUGACGAGCCGACGGCGUUUAGGCGGCAGGGCACGGCCGAGGAGACGGCGAGCGUCAUUGCGUUUCUGCUGGGCCCCGAGAGCACCUUUGUCAGCGGCAGUGUUUAUUCGGUGGAUGGGGGUUGGAUGUGA